Molecule: messenger RNA, 1203 nt
Organism: Mytilus californianus (California mussel)
Lineage: Eukaryota; Metazoa; Mollusca; Bivalvia; Mytilida; Mytilidae
Product: putative ankyrin repeat protein RF_0381
Exons: 2
Coding region: 1-1203 (400 amino acids)
Molecular function (GO): protein binding
Source: RefSeq, a predicted model, not a curated record
AUGAAGUCAAUGAGAUAUUUUGGCAAUGACAGUUCGUUAAAAUGUAUCAAAGAUAAAUCAGUCGACUAUGCUUUUGAUGUAGUAGCUGGUUCCUCUCCAUUACAUAUUGCCUGUUUCAUGGGUAGGACAGAUGUUGUUCGUUGUCUUCUGCACCACGAUGCUCAUAUUAACAUUGCUAAAGAAGAUGGCACAACUCCAUUAUACUAUGCUUGUGAAGUAGGACAUACUGAUAUAGUACAGAUGUUGUUAGAGAAGAAUGUUAACGUUGAUUUAUGUGACAAUAAUGGCUUUACACCACUGAUUAAAACAUGUUUAAAAAACAACACCAGUACAGUCCAGCUAUUAAUUAAACAUAAACCAAAUAUAAAUGCCAGAACAUUUGAUGGAGGUAAUGCUUUGUUUUUCAGUGCAAUGCAUGGAAACCUAGAAAUAACAAAUCUAUUGUUAGAGAAUGGUGCUGACUGUAAUAUCUGUAUCAAUAGUAAAGAGCAUAUAAUAGAUACACUUACCAACCAUGUAUGGCAAACUUUAGAGCAAGAAAAACAAGAAUUGUAUUAUACUCUUAUGAGUAAUUCACAAUCAAAUGUAAGGGAUUUUGUCAGUAAGAAAUCAUUAGAUUAUGUCUUUGAAUUAGUAGCUGAUUCUUCUCCAUUACAUAUAGCAUGUUUUAUGGGUAGGCUAGAUGUAGUCCGUUGUCUUCUGGAACAUAAAGCUAUUAACAUUAACAUGACAAAAGAAGAUGGCACAACUCCAUUAUCAUAUGCGUUUAAAGUAGGGCAUACUGACAUCGUAAUGAUGUUGUUAGAGAAGAAUGCUAAAAUUGAUUCAUUUGACAACAAUGGCUUUACACCGCUGAUUAGAUCGUGUUUCAAUAACAAGACUAGUAUAGUCCAGCUAUUUAUUAAACAUAAAGCUGAUAUUAAUGCCAGGACAUUGGACGGUGGUAAUGCUUUAUAUUUCAGUGCACUAUACGGAAACCUAGAAAUAACACAGUUAUUGUUAGAGAACGGUGCUGACUGUUAUAUCUGUAUCGACAGUAAAGAGCGUAUAAUAAAUACUUUUACCAAUCAUGUAAAGAAAUCAUUAAAGCAGGUAAAAGAAAGUAUACUAUGUUCAAUUAUGUUGAACAAUAGAUCACACAAAAUAGACGAGUUUGUCUUUAAGAAAAUGGCAGAUCCUAUUUAUAGAAAACCAGUGCACUGA